Molecule: messenger RNA, 2664 nt
Organism: Prosopis cineraria
Lineage: Eukaryota; Viridiplantae; Streptophyta; Magnoliopsida; Fabales; Fabaceae
Product: F-box/kelch-repeat protein SKIP30-like
Exons: 2
Coding region: 1544-2578 (344 amino acids)
Molecular function (GO): protein binding
Source: RefSeq, a predicted model, not a curated record
CAAAGAAAAAGAAAAUUGCAUUUUGAUUUGCUGAAGAGUCAAGACACAGAACGCGGUCCAGUUUUUUGUAACUGCGUUUCGUGCUGCGGGAAAAACCAAAAAAACAAAAAAACAAAAAAAAAAAAAGAAAACCUGCGUUUCUUGGGUCUCCAUCCCCAUCCAAUUCCUUUCCUGCGCCACUUUCGUCCUCGUUCUCCUGCCCCCUAUCGCCUCAACAAGUCAUCGUUUGUUAACUUUACCUUCAUCUUAGGCAUGCGACUUUUUUUUCUUCUUCUGCGCAAUUUGUUCCUCUGUAAUUCGAAUCUCAUAACUACUUGAUAAUGCUUUAUUUUCUUGGAUUUUUCUUUUCUUCUUUGGAUAUGAUCGAAUACCCAUUGUGUUAUAUGUUAUAUUCGAAGUGGGUUUCUUUUUCUUAUGGCUUCAAAUUCUUGUACUUGUCCUUUCCUGGUUAGGUUGCUGUUACGCAGUCCUCAAAUUUAGGGUCGAAAUUUCAAUUCUACUGUAAGUGCUAUGCUACUAGUUGUGCAUGAAGUGAAGGUGAACGCGAGGCAAGGUCACGGAUUGCAAUUAUGGGGUUUCUGGAAUUCGGGUCUCUUUGUGCUUGAAUUCUUUUUUGAAAUGCCUGUAACGCAAGUAGAAAUGCCCAUGGACUUUUUCGGUUCUGUAAUUUUAGACAUUUUUGAGAAACCUUGGUUCAUUGGUUUUGGAUCAAGAAUCAAAACUGGGAUCUGAUUGUUAUUCUCUUUAUUUCCUUACUUUUCUUUGGAUGUAUCUUGUGCUUCAACUCUAAGGCUGAACCCAUGCAUAAUCCCCUAUUAGAAUACAAUUCCCUCCGUUUUUUUCAAACGAUAUGUUAUUUAGUUUUCUGAUUUUCUCCUUCUUUCCUGUUGAUUUCAAUUUGAACUUUUGCCUGGCAGGUCCAAGAGUCUAGUAAACCUUGGUGAUUUAUUUUCUGUGGCAUAAACUUCCAAUGAGAUUCAUAUGUCCCUUAGUAGACCAAUAUGCUUUUUAACUUUGCUUUUGCUUCAGAGCAUCAUGUGUAUGAGUCAAGACUAUAUGCUAUAACAUUCUGAGGUUAGAUUUUAGCCAUUGACUUUAGAAACUUGGUUUUCUUGAAUGAUGAGGAAAUAUUUUGCUGAGUUUUUUAAUUGCAACUUGAAAGUUUAAGAUGUCCAAUAAUGUGCUGGUACGACUAAAACAUCAGCUACAUGGGCAGUUUCUUCCUUGUUUUAGGAUUAUUAUUUUCUUUUAGUUUCUAUGUGACUCUAGGAUGUGGCCGGAACAGUUAGUGUGAAACUUUCACGUUAAGCUAACCAUUUCAUAAUCCGGAAUUAUUUUGUCCUAUUAGUAGAAUCAUGAGACAGAUAUGUCUGGAACAAAGAUCAUAAUCAAAGAGGAUCUUUGGCUCUUCCCUACCACGUCAGCCCUUCAAGUUGUUUCCCCUCCUGUCCACCACAGGGAAACAGAAACUUCAGUGGUUUUUCUAUUUUAGCAGAAAUCUAGUGCCAGAGGAUUCGUAGCCACGGAUGAAACAGUGAUUAUUAUGUCUGGAUUGAUUGAAGGACUUCCUGAUGCAGUUGCAAUAAGGUGCCUUGCAAGGGUUCCCUUUUUCCUCCACCCGAAGUUAGAGCUUGUCUCUCGCUCUUGGCAAGCAGCCAUUCAUAGCCCUGAACUAUUUAAAGCUCGACAGGAGGUUGGUUCAUCUGAGGAUCUGUUAUGUGUCUGUGCUUUCGAUCCAGAGAACCUAUGGCAGCUGUAUGACCCUCUACGGGAUCUCUGGAUAACUCUUCCUGUUAUUCCAUCAAAAAUCAGACACCUUUCCCACUUUGGUGCUGUCUCAACUGCUGGAAAGUUGUUUGUGAUUGGUGGCGGAAGUGAUGCUGUAGAUCCAUUGACUGGCGAUCAAGAUGGGAGCUUUGCAACAAAUGAAGUCUGGUCAUAUGACCCCGUAGUCCGGCAGUGGGCCCCGCGGACAUCAAUGCUAGUGCCACGUGUCAUGUUUGCAUGCUGUGUUUUGAAUGGAAAAAUAGUCGUGGCUGGGGGCUUCACUAGCUGCAGAAAAUCAAUAUCUCAGGCAGAAAUGUAUGACCCUGAAAAAGAUGUGUGGAUUCAAAUGCCUGAUCUGCAUUGCACCCAUAAUUCAGCUUGUUCAGGAGUGGUUAUUGGGGGAAAGGUUCACGUAUUGCAUAAAGGGCUGUCGACAGUGCAAGUUUUAGACAAUGGAGGGCCUCCUGGGUGGACUGUUCAGGAAAGCGGGUGGCGUCAAGGUCCGAUGGCAGUUGUUGGAGGUGCCCUCUAUGUGAUGAGCCAUGGAUUUAUCAUCAAGCAGGACAAAGGAGAGAGAAAGAUAGUGGGUUCAGCAUCAACUCGAAGAAUUGGGUUUGGAAUGAUUGGGGUUGGUGAUGAUUUGUAUGUGAUUGGAGGAGUCAUUGGCCCUGACAGGUGGAACUGGGACAUUAAGCCUUUGGCUAAUGUUGAUAUUCUCACACCUGGGAGUGACAGAACAACCUGGCGUCAGGCAUCUCCAAUGUCACGGUGUCGUGGUACUAUCCUUGGUUGUACGCUGCUGAGAAUUUAGGCCAUCAUCUUGUUAGACUCUUGUAAUUGUUCUCCUGCUGGGGGAUCCGGAUCCCUUCGACUAGAGAAAGAAUUAGUUGUUUCCAA